Molecule: messenger RNA, 6255 nt
Organism: Mus musculus (house mouse)
Lineage: Eukaryota; Metazoa; Chordata; Mammalia; Rodentia; Muridae
Gene: Hic1
Product: hypermethylated in cancer 1
Exons: 2
Coding region: 108-2252 (714 amino acids)
Biological process (GO): regulation of signal transduction; intrinsic apoptotic signaling pathway in response to DNA damage; negative regulation of transcription by RNA polymerase II
Cellular component (GO): nucleus
Source: RefSeq, a predicted model, not a curated record
UCGGCGCCUGGCAGCGGGGCGGGUGGGGCGCAGGCUAGGAGCUGCCACCGCCUCAGGGAGGGAAGCCGGGCUGGGCGGCCGCCGCAGGAGAGUGUGCUGGGCAGACGAUGCUGGACACGAUGGAGGCGCCUGGCCAUUCGAGGCAGCUACUGCUGCAGCUCAACAAUCAGCGCACCAAGGGCUUCUUGUGCGACGUGAUCAUCGUGGUGCAGAAUGCCCUCUUCCGCGCGCACAAGAACGUGCUGGCGGCCAGCAGCGCCUACCUCAAGUCCCUGGUGGUGCAUGACAACCUGCUAAACCUGGACCAUGACAUGGUGAGCCCGGCCGUGUUCCGCCUGGUGCUGGACUUCAUCUACACCGGCCGCCUGACUGACAGUGUUGAGGCCGCAGCAGCAGCAGCGGUGGCCCCGGGCGCGGAGCCGAGCCUGGGCGCUGUGCUGGCUGCUGCCAGCUACCUGCAGAUCCCUGACCUCGUGGCUCUGUGCAAGAAGCGCCUCAAACGCCACGGCAAGUACUGCCACCUGCGGGGAGGAGGCAGCGGCGGCGGCGGCUACGCUCCUUACGGGCGGCCCGGCCGGGGCUUGAGGGCUGCCACGCCCGUCAUCCAGGCUUGCUACUCGUCCCCGGCCGGGCCACCGCCGCCGCCUGCCGCCGAGCCGCCGUCGGGCCCCGAUGCAGCCGUCAACACCCACUGCGCUGAGCUAUAUGCUUCAGGCCCGGGCCCAGCAGCCUCACUCUGCGCCCCGGAGCGUCGCUGCUCCCCGCUUUGCGGCCUGGAUCUGUCCAAGAAGAGCCCGCCAGGUUCCUCGGUCCCCGAGCGACCGCUUAGUGAGCGCGAACUGCCUCCACGCCCGGAUAGCCCUCCCGGUGCGGGGCCCGCAGUCUACAAGGAGCCAUCACUCGCCCUGCCCCCGCUGCCGCCUUUGCCCUUCCAAAAGCUGGAGGAGGCCGUACCGACUCCAGACCCGUUUCGAGGAAGCGGUGGCAGUCCGGGACCCGAGCCCCCCGGCCGCCCCGACGGCUCCAGCCUCCUCUACCGCUGGAUGAAGCACGAGCCAGGCCUGGGUAGUUAUGGCGAUGAACUGGUCCGGGAUCGAGGCUCCCCGGGUGAGCGCCUGGAGGAGCGCGGUGGGGAUCCUGCCGCCUCACCCGGGGGCCCCCCGCUGGGCCUGGUACCCCCGCCACGCUACCCCGGGAGCCUGGACGGGCCAGGCACAGGAGCAGACGGCGACGACUAUAAGAGCAGCAGCGAGGAGACCGGUAGCAGCGAAGACCCCAGCCCACCCGGCGGCCACCUGGAGGGCUACCCAUGCCCGCACUUGGCUUAUGGUGAGCCUGAGAGCUUUGGUGACAACCUGUACGUGUGCAUCCCAUGUGGCAAAGGCUUCCCCAGCUCGGAACAGCUGAAUGCACACGUGGAGGCUCACGUAGAGGAAGAAGAGGCGUUAUAUGGCAGGGCAGAGGCUGCUGAGGUGGCUGCUGGGGCCGCCGGCCUUGGGCCCCCCUUUGGUGGCGGUGGGGACAAGGUCACUGGGGCGCCGGGCGGACUAGGAGAGCUGCUGCGGCCAUACCGCUGCGCGUCCUGCGACAAGAGCUACAAGGACCCGGCCACGCUGAGGCAGCACGAGAAGACACACUGGCUGACAAGGCCCUAUCCGUGUACCAUCUGCGGAAAGAAGUUCACGCAACGCGGAACCAUGACACGCCAUAUGCGCAGCCACUUGGGCCUGAAGCCCUUUGCGUGCGACGCGUGCGGCAUGCGCUUCACCCGCCAGUAUCGCCUCACGGAGCACAUGCGCAUCCACUCUGGAGAGAAGCCCUACGAGUGCCAGGUGUGCGGUGGCAAGUUUGCUCAACAGCGCAACCUCAUCAGCCAUAUGAAGAUGCACGCUGUAGGUGGCGCGGCCGGCGCGGCCGGGGCGCUGGCUGGCCUGGGGGGACUACCUGGCGUCCCUGGCCCUGACGGCAAGGGCAAGCUCGACUUCCCUGAGGGUGUCUUUGCUGUGGCCCGCCUCACAGCUGAACAGCUGAGUCUGAAGCAGCAGGACAAGGCAGCUGCUGCCGAGCUGCUGGCGCAGACCACGCACUUCCUGCACGACCCCAAGGUGGCGCUGGAGAGCCUCUACCCGCUGGCUAAAUUCACUGCUGAGCUAGGACUCAGCCCAGACAAGGCGGCAGAGGUGCUGAGCCAGGGUGCGCACUUGGCCGCAGGACCGGACAGCCGAACCAUCGACCGUUUCUCUCCCACCUAGAGCGCCGUCCCUCCUAGGUGCGCCCGGCGCUGCCUGACAGCCCGGGGAUAACUGGUAGCAGCGGCAGCGCCGCAGUGGUGGCCCCACCUUUCUACACCUCACCUGGCCUCACUGUUUAGUGCCUUAGCCUGGGGAAGUCAGUGGGGGAAAACCCCGGGUCGGGGGUGGGAUAGGGGAAGGGAGAUUUAUAUUUUUGAUAUCAGCUUUGACCAAAGGAGAACCCUGCCUCUCCCUGUGGCUCAUUGGCCCUCUCCCCCGGCUCCGUGCUGCUCUUGGGGGAAGGAUGCCAUUAUUCGGACGGACGCUCCCAGCCCUACCUCCGGCCCUUGCGACCACACCCAUUCUCACUGUGAAUCUCCCUGCUGGGGUCGGAGCAUUGGGCACAGUUGGAGAGAGGGGAGGGGACUGAGCCGGCCGGAGGGCCUCCCCGUCCCCUGCUCCUGCCCAGCCCGGGACUGAUAAUGUGAAGUUCCUCAUUUUGCACAAGUGGCACUAGCCCCAGGGCCAACCCUUCCUUUCCUCACCACCAGGGUGGGCAGCUCUGGCGCCAGGGAUGACAACCCUGACCCAUCUGUCUCUGCUUCCGAGGUGUCCCCUCCUCUUCCUGGGGUCCCCGGACCAUAUAUUUAUUGCAUGCGCCCUAGGUGACCCCUAUCCUGAGCCCAACUUUAGCUGGGCUGGAGAGAGGUCUCCUUCCUUGGUUCCCGUUCUGUCCCUUUGUAUAUUCUCUACUCUGUACACAGGCUCUUCCAGAGCCGCUUCCAUUUUCUAUACUCAACCAAACAGCAAUAAAGCAGUAACCAAGGUCCCUAUAAUCCUGUGGCUCUCUUCUGCCCCUGCACCACGGUGGGUGGCAAGGCCCCAACAUAGGUGUACAGGCCCAAACCAGCCGCCCCUCCCCAGUCCCAAAAAAUAGACCAGCAGAGGUCAAUUAUAUUUCAUAACUAAAAAUUUAUUAAGGAAACAAAACCAGGGUUCCAAGUGGGACAGAAAGAAGAAAGGUAUUCUUCCAUUCCCAAUCCCCCAACCCCCAGCCAAUGACCCUCACAGCCAGAGGAGGGGACCUCAAAGGAAGUAGCCUGCCUGCGCCUUACAAUCAAGAGAGCUUCUGAGCUGAGUCCUGGGCACUGUCCUGGGCCUGAGAAGGGCAGAGCACCCUUGGUGAAGCACUGCUCCUCCUGAGGUGGGUUGUGUGAUCCCCUGCUUAGCCUGAGACAGCCUUCUCAAUCCUCCUCUACCUCUUUGCUAGACUGAAGGAAUUCAUUCCUGGUCGGGAGCCUCCAAGUGAGGUUGUAAACAGAGGCAGCAAAAAACAAAAACAAAAAACCUAAAAGAACCAAAACCCUCAAAGGCUAAAGGGCCCCAUGUCCCCUCUUCUGGGUAAAGAAGUACAAUGACAAAGCCAGAAACGGGCUCAACACCCUGGCACCUCUACCUUGGGGUUCAGCUCUCCCAGCUAGGAGACUUCUCAGAGGUGUGACGGGUUGGGAAGGAAGGACAGCUGGGAAGGCUUUAUUUGGUUCCUGUCACAGGUGGUAGGGGUAAGAUUCAGAACGAGAAGUCCCACAAGGAACUGAGGGGAGGAAGUUUAGGGGGUUUGGGGUGAUGAAAGGGGCCAACUAGAAAAGGAAGGCAGCAAAGAAGAGUCUGAGGAAAUUUCCCCAAGAGGGUACUGCAGUGAAAGGAAGGCCAAGGAUGGGAGCAUGUGCUGGUGGAGGGCCACUCAGGACGCACGGGCCCAAGACCAGAUGGCCCUUCCCUUAGGCCCAUGACUGCCCAAAAGGAAAACAAGGGCAAAGUGCAAGAUGUGGACAGGAAGAGAAACAUGUGCACAUGUGCUGUGUGAGUGCGUGCGUGUGUGUUGAAGGGCGAGGGCUGCUGUUGCUGUUACAGACAGAAGUCAGCGUGGGUCCACAGGGCAUCUGGGCCUCAGGGAGAUGGAGACACCUGGGCACCCUUCCUGACAGCUGAAGCCUCUCAGACAUUCAGGACAGAGACUGUGCAGACUGAGGGGUUGAUCAGUUUCCUUGCAUCUAAUGGAAACUUUAGAAUCUCUGCCCCUUACCACUACAGAGUGGCUGGGUCCUCGGGGUGAGUAGGCCUCCCUCCAGCCCUGGGACCAGAUAGAGGGAAAAAGGGUGGGAGCUUGGUGGCCUACUCGGCUUGUCCACCUGUUGUCACUGUAGCCAGUCACCUCCCUGCUAAAUCUUGGCAGCCCAGGAGGGUCCCAGCAGUUUCCGCCUGACCCUUGGGAGGGCUCUGUGAGGAGCGGCUCCCCCACAGCACGGCCACGGCGUGAGGUUGGAAGAGGAUGGUUUAUUGUCUGGGUGGAUUGGUAGCUCAGGCACGUGGACAUCUUCCGUGUUACACUGGGCGCCUGGCGGCCUCUCAGGAAUGGCUCCAUGGGGGUGGGCCCCAGUGUGGUCCCCUCAGCCCACCUGGGCCCACGUAAGGAAGGCUGGGAUGUCCCUCACAGGCACAUUCCUUGUCAGCGCCUUUACACGAAGGUUCCGAUCAUCGGUCAGCAACACCACCUCCCGUAACAGGCGGAUUGGCUCCUCUGUUGGCACAGAAAUCAGAUGGGCUCAGCUGAGGAUAGAAGUGUCAAAUACAAUCUCCUGUCUUGGGGAGAAUGUGGUUGUGGAGGGGCAAGUUCUUUCCAGGCUCAGAGCACCAUUCCCCUGAUGCUUAGAGGGUCAAGCUAGGUAGGAGCUGUGCUGGGGCUAUGAACUCCUCACACGGGACUCUUGUGCCUGGUGCCUGAGAGUACUCAAACUGCAGACCUGUCUUCCAAAGACUCAGAACUAAUAGGAAGCAGACUCCUAACUAUACCCCUGGCCCUAGAUUCCUAUUAACUGCCCUCACCCUCAUUCUAACAAAGUCUCUCCUUCUAAAGGUGGGAUGUGUGUGUUAAUGUUUUAUGUAUCCAAAGGUUAAAAAAUACAAAGGUGAAUAGAAAGUAGGAACAGAUCUUACGAAUGUGGGGGAAGGGGUUAGCUCUGGGAUGCUCUCAGGAGAGGCUUGCUAAAGGGGCCUGUGGCUAUGGUCAAAGGAUCUAUUAAAAGAGUGAUCUGUGAGCAUCUAUCAGUACACAGGGUAACGAGCAGCAGAGGGGACUGUCCUGCAGCUGUCUCAUGCUCCAUGUAGCUCUGUGCCUUCUUGAGUUCCUUACGCACUUUUGUAAAUACACUCACGUACAUAGGCUAGCUUCCUCCGGUAACACUGAGAUCACAUUAGCCACCCCUUCUUUACUCAUAUUUUAUAUACUUACAACAUUUUUCUGUACCAGUACAGAUAGCCUUCAUCUUUUUAGAUAAUUCUUACAGCAGAUUUUUCCUGUGUCUGACUAAUGUACAGGAGAAAACUUAAAAUGGGGCCCAGGAAUCACUCAAGUGACACUCUAGGCCCUGGGCAUGACUGCUUGGGUGGCAGGUCUAUCUCUCAGCCCUGCCCUGGCAUUUCCUGGUGGAGGUCUGGCAGAAAGCAAAGGCACAGGAAAUGUCCUGUGGUGUUUGGGGAUGGCUAGGGUUGGCGGGCUGGGGGAUUGCAAACAUCCAUGUCUGACCUGAGUAAUGCUGGCCUUGCCAGCUCCAGGCAGGGAGGCUGAGAGUUGGCUUUCAGCCUAGGGAGGAAUCUGGGGAUGAAGAGGGAGAGGCUCAGGGGGCUGAUGGUGGUGAGGAAAGGGAGAAGAGGACGACAGACAGGGCUGUGUGUAGAGGGUGAAGAACACGCCUCGUGAUUAAGGGAGGUCUAAGAGCCUUCCUUCUGUUGCCUGGGCCUGGAAUGUGAGUGUGUGGUGGGGUAGUGGUGUGGGGUGCUACAUGGGGUUCCCAGCUGUUGUCUGAGUCUGUCUGCAACUCCACCAUUCCUGCUCUGGGCUUCACACCAGAAGAGUCCUAGGCCUUAGGUCAGCCAACAAAGGCCCAGCAUUGCUGGCAGGGGUCUGCAGGGGUUUCUGUGGAUACUUUGAGACAUUUUUAACAAUAAACAUCCUCUGUUUUGA